AUGCUACAACCACCAGCAACGGCAGCUUUAGCUGCUGGGGCAGGUUUGGGGUUGCCAGGGCCUGGAGGUGGUUCUAGGCCAAAUGGAGCAGCACAAACACCGCAAAAUGCAGUCAUACUGCAAGCUGCUGCUCUGGCUAGUGCAGAAAGAGGACCGCCUCAUCCACCACCAAGGCAAAAUGGAUCAUCCUUAACUGUGGCCAAAAUUCCAAAACUUCCUGAAAAUGGAGGUAAUGCUUCAUCACCUCAAAUUCCAAAUGCGCCAGUUACAACUCCAGUGCCUGGCAGAAAGCCUUCGGCAACUCAACAAGGGGCUAAUGUUAUUGCUAAUCCAAACGCCCACCUUCCUCCGCCUUACAAUUUGCCGCCAGUUGCACAACAACAGCUUGAAAAAAAGCCUCGUAUGGUUCGCAAAAUCGUGAAAGCUCCUGAAAAAGCAGAACGGGUUUUAUAUUGUUUAAACCUUAAAAACCCACUUCGUCGAUUAUGCAUCAGCAUUGUUGAAUGGAAGCCUUUUGAAUGGCUAAUCUUAACAACCAUCUGCUUGAACUGCAUAGCGUUAGGCGUGUACACGCCUUAUCCGGCUGGGGAUUCAAAUGACACCAACCAAGUUUUAGAAAAAAUUGAAUAUUUUUUUCUAGUAGUGUUUACGUUGGAAUGUUUUAUGAAAAUCAUUGCCUAUGGAUUUUUUUCUCAUCAAAGUGGUUAUUUAAGAAGCGCUUGGAACUUGCUUGACUUUAUCAUUGUUGUCAUUGGAUUAAUCAGUUUAGUUUUGCAAACAAUGUCAAAUGAAAAUAUUGAUGUAAAAGCACUGCGAGCUUUCCGUGUACUUCGUCCACUCAGAUUGGUUUCCGGAGUACCAAGUUUGCAAGUUGUGCUCAACUCGAUUAUUAAAGCCAUGGUGCCUCUUUUGCACAUCGCCCUACUUGUGAUAUUUGUCAUCGUGAUUUACGCCAUUAUUGGACUUGAGCUAUUUGUUGGGCGAAUGCAUCGAACUUGUUACCACAAUAUUACAGGUGAACAAAUGGAAGAUCCAAAACCUUGCGGAGGAGAAUAUACUUGUGAUAGAAAAAAUGGCUUUGAAUGCAAAGAAGGCUUUGAAGGACCAAACACUGGCAUCACCAACUUUGAUAACUUUGGUUUGGCAAUGCUUACUGUUUUUCAGUGCGUCACCAAUGAAGGCUGGACAAACAUUCUUUAUUGGAUUAAUGACUCUGUCGGAAAUUCUUGGCCAUGGAUAUAUUUCAUAAGUCUCAUCAUUUUGGGUUCAUUUUUUGUAAUGAACCUUGUUUUGGGUGUACUAAGCGGUGAAUUUUCUAAAGAACGUGAAAAGGCAAAAGCUAGAGGCGAUUUCCACAAACUGAGAGAAAAACAGCAAAUUGAAGAAGAUAUGCGCGGAUAUCUAGAUUGGAUUACUCAAGCGGAGGACAUUGAACCGGAUGAAAAAGAAUCAAGCACUGAAAGAAUUGUUAUUGAAGAAAACCAGAAAAAUGAAGAUGAUGAAAAUAAUGGCGACUCAGCAAAACAGAUAUCUUAUUGGCGGCAAAAACAAAAAGAAUUAGAGCGAAUUAAUAGGCGAAUGAGGAGAGUGUGUCGGAAGAUUUGCAAAUCCCAAGCACUUUACUGGACUGUUAUUGUGCUUGUGUUUCUCAACACACUUACAUUGGCUUCAGAGCAUCAUGGACAAAGAAAGUUUCUUGACGAUUUUCAGGAAGCCGCCAAUUUAAUUUUUGUUGCUCUUUUUCUGUUUGAAAUGCUUCUCAAAAUGUACUCUCUCGGCUUCCAAGGCUAUUUUGUAUCGCUUUUCAAUCGAUUCGACUGUUUCGUUGUCAUCAGCUCCAUUUUAGAGAUUAUUCUAACAACUACAAACUUAAUGCCACCGCUGGGAGUGUCUGUUCUUCGGUGUGUUCGACUGCUUCGGAUCUUCAAAGUAACCAAACAUUGGACUUCACUGCGCAACCUUGUUGCCUCUCUCAUCAACUCAAUGCGAGCCAUUGCUUCACUUUUGCUUCUGCUAUUUCUUUUUAUUGUUAUCUUUGCUUUACUGGGAAUGCAAGUAUUUGGUGGCAAGUUCAAUUUUCCGGAUAAAGAAAAACCCGAAGCCAAUUUCGAUUCCUUUUACCAAUCUUUGUUGACUGUCUUUCAAAUACUGACUGGUGAAGAUUGGAAUGAAGUCAUGUACGAUGGCAUUAAUGCAUUUGGUGGUGUCAGUAAGCCAGGAAUACUGGCUUGUGUUUAUUUCAUCAUUCUUUUUAUCUGUGGUAACUAUAUUUUACUAAAUGUUUUCUUGGCUAUCGCCGUGGACAACUUGGCUGAUGCUGAAUCACUGACAGCAAUAGAAAAAGAGGAAGACGAAGAUGAUGGUGAAAUAUCUAAAUCAACAUCUGAUGACUCUGAAUAUGAUGACGAAGAUUUUGAUGAGGAUGAAAUUGACGAUGAUAUUGAUGAUGAAUCAGAAGUAGACGAGCUUGAAAUCGAUGCAAACGAUAAGGAAAAUAAACAUGGUUUUCACGAAUCUGCAAACAUAAAAUCACUGAGCGAAUACAGUGGAGCAAGACCUCGAAGAUUGUCUGAAAUCAAUAUUACUAAAAAGAUUCCGCCAAUUCCAAAAUAUAGUUCAUUUUUUAUAUUUUCACACACAAAUAGGUUUCGAGUCGGUUGUCAUCGAUUUAUCAAUCACAAUCAAUUUGGCAACGUUGUUCUACUCUGCAUCCUCAUCAGUUCGGGCAUGCUGGCAGCUGAAGAUCCUUUAAACGCAAAUUCAGAGAGAAACAAAAUUUUAAAUCAUUUUGACUAUUUUUUUACUGGCAUUUUUUCAAUUGAAAUCACACUAAAAACAAUAUCAGACGGUGUCAUUUUGCAUAAAGGAUCUUUCUGUCGCAGCUACUUUAAUUUGCUUGACAUUCUCGUCGUUUGCUGUUCUCUCAUAUCUUUUGCUGAACCAGGAGGUACCAUGUCAGUGAUAAAAAUUCUUCGAGUUCUUCGUGUUCUUCGUCCACUUCGAGCUAUCAACCGUGCUAAAGGCCUCAAGCAUGUAGUUUCCUGUGUAAUUGUUGCCAUUAAAACUAUCGGCAAUAUUAUGCUGGUGACAUUUUUGCUCAAUUUUAUGUUUGCUGCAAUUGGCUGUAAGCUCUUCAAGCUGGUUGUCAAGUCAGUACUGGUUGCUAUCAAAAUGAUGGGCCAGAUUUUGAUGGUAACUUAUCUUCUGCAGUUUAUGUUUGCUGUUGUUGCGGUGCAGCUAUUUAAGGGAACAUUCUACGAGUGUUCUGAUCCUUCCAAGUCAAACGAGAUUGAAUGCCAGGGCCGCUUUAUAAGCUAUGAAAAAGGUUAUCCUGUUGUUGAACCACGAGUAUGGGACCGAAAUAGGUUUCAUUUUGACAAUAUUGGAGCGGCUAUGUUAACUCUUUGUACUGUAUCGACAUUUGAAGGCUGGCCACAACUUCUUCACAAGUCAAUCAAUUCGCAUGCUGAAAAUGAAGGCCCAAUUUAUAAUUACCGCCCGUUCGUGGCAGUUUUUUACAUUAUUUACAUCAUUGUAAUUGCAUUUUUUAUGGUUAACAUCUUUGUCGGCUUUGUUAUUGUUACCUUUCAAAAUGAAGGUGAACAAGAAUACAAAAAUUGUGAAUUGGAUAAGAAUCAACGUAAUUGCAUCGAAUUUGCACUAAAAGCUCGACCAUCCAAACGAUAUAUUCCAAAAUCUCGACUUCAGUACAAAAUCUGGUGGCUUGUUACCUCACAGUACUUUGAAUUUGUCAUAUUUGGGCUUAUUCUCAUCAACACAAUUACAUUGGCAAUGAGAUAUCAUGGCCAAACGCCCGAAUACUCAAGAGUGCUCAGUGACCUUAACAUUAUUUUCACUGCUGUUUUCACAUUCGAGUUUAUUCUUAAACUGUUCGCUUUUCGAUUCAAAAACUAUUUUAGUGAUCAAUGGAAUUGUUUCGACUUUUUUAUUGUUCUUGGGUCAGUUAUUGACAUUUUCUAUGAACAAUUAAGUCCAAAAGAUGGAGAUCCAAAACCAAGCAAACUUCAUCAAGUUCGACCAACAUCAGUGAUGAACUUUCUUCGGCUAUUUCGCGUGAUGAGAUUAGUUAAAUUGCUCAGUCGAGGAGAAGGUAUUCGAACCUUACUGUGGACAUUUUUUAAAUCUUUUCAGGCAUUGCCCUAUGUUGCCCUUUUAAUUUUAAUGCUCUUCUUUAUCUACGCCGUCAUUGGCAUGCAAGUGUUUGGAAAAAUUGCACUAAACGAUGACGAGGGCUCAAUCACAAGAAAUAAUAACUUUCAAACGUUUUUUCAAGCAAUUUUGGUACUGUUUCGAUCUGCAACUGGUGAAGCCUGGCAAGAGAUCAUGAUGGAUUGCACUAGCAAAGCCAAAUGCGAUGAAAGGUCUGAAGACUGGAGCAAUAGGACUGGUACUGAUAUUCCCAGCUGCGGCUCAACGCUGGCAAUACCUUACUUUAUUUCUUUCUACAUUCUGUGCUCUUUUCUCAUCAUUAAUCUUUUUGUGGCUGUCAUUAUGGACAACUUUGACUAUCUUACGCGAGAUUGGUCCAUUCUCGGUCCGCAUCACUUAGAUGAAUUUGUUCGCCUUUGGUCGGAGUAUGAUCCGGACGCAAAGGGCCGAAUAAAGCAUCUCGAUGUAGUGACACUGCUACGGAAGAUUUCUCCUCCGCUCGGUUUUGGCAAGCUCUGUCCACAGCGAAUGGCCUGCAAGCGACUGGUCUCAAUGAACAUGCCACUGAACAGUGAUGGUACGGUCAUGUUUAACGCCACUCUUUUUGCCGUGGUGCGAACUGCACUGCGAAUUAAAACAGACGGCAACAUUGAUGACGCAAAUGAGGACCUGAGAGCGGUUAUCAGAAAGAUCUGGAAGCGCACCAAUCCAAAGCUGCUCGAUCAAGUAGUUCCACCGGCGGCUGAUGACGAAGUAACGGUGGGCAAGUUUUACGCCACCUUUCUCAUUCAGGACUACUUCAGGCGGUUCAAGAAGAAGAAGGAGGAAAGGGCACGCCUGAACAACCAGGAGGAGGAGCACACUGUGGCUCUGCAGGCCGGACUGAGGAGUCUGCAUGCUUUCGGUCCGGAAAUACGACGCGCCAUCUCGGGCAACCUCGAUGAGGACAACUUUGAGAAUGGACCCGACUGGGAGCCGAUGCAUCGUCGCAACCACACUCUCUUUGGCAAUGUGCUCUCCUCGUUUGGCAAUGUCAAGCUGAAGCGAGCGCCCGCAACCUUUCACCAGAGCGAUGGUAAAGGCGAUGAGUUUGUUUUUUCCAGAGUGCCAUUGCGACCCAAACUGGUCAUCGACGAUGAGAGCUUUGAUCUGGAUGAGAUGACCAUUCCCGAUCCGCCACCAGCACCGUUGAGUAGCCCAGUUGAGGGCAGCAGUCGCAAGUCUUCCAAUUCGGCCUCGCACAACUCCUCCUUUCGACGGAAACUGUCCGGCUGCUUCCGCAAGCAGGACAGCAACGAGUGUCCAAUGCUGAGCAGUACGCCAACCAGUCUCGACCAGGUCGAGGAUGACGACCAACGGCAAGCACAGGCAGCAAAGAAGCGCUCCUGGUACCGAAAGGCAACCAGCAAGAUUAGCCGACACCGGUCAGUGUCGGAGGAGCGGCCACCAAGUCGACCAGCGUAUGAACAGCAGCAGUUGCAGCUGCUGCACCACCAGAGCCACAAUGCGCACAAUGAGCAUCAGCUUCAGCAGUUAGACCCUCGCUCAGUGAGCUCCAACUCCAUCUACGAUGGCCACCGGCGAAACCGUGCUUCGAGCUUUCUCUCCGCUUCCACCUCACCGUACCCUGCCGCCAUUGUAGCAUCCGAUAGUAAUCUAACUGAUAUCAAUAGGCACACUCUGGCCACUGCGGCAGCAGCAGCCCCUCACCGAGCCUCCUUUCAUGGCAAUCCGAGCCGACUGCAGCAACCAGCCACCGAGGUGGUGGGCAGCGCCGAGAGUCUGGUCGGUCACAUCCUGGUGGAGCAAGGACUAGGCAAGUAUGUCGACCCGGUCGUCCUGAGGGCCACUCAGCGCGAACUGGCAGAAACGCUGAACAUGACGGAGGAAGAGCACUUGUUGGAUCUCACGAGUUAG
Rhagoletis zephyria (snowberry fruit fly) is the source of this 6087-nucleotide messenger RNA. The record is from RefSeq and is a predicted model, not a curated record. NCBI's taxonomy places the organism in Eukaryota, Metazoa, Arthropoda, Insecta, Diptera, Tephritidae.